Messenger RNA from Frankliniella occidentalis (western flower thrips), 6732 nucleotides. RefSeq names its product phosphatidylinositol 4,5-bisphosphate 3-kinase catalytic subunit delta isoform (gene Pi3K92E). Gene Ontology annotation, cellular component: plasma membrane; phosphatidylinositol 3-kinase complex; cytoplasm. Gene Ontology annotation, biological process: phosphatidylinositol-mediated signaling; phosphatidylinositol 3-kinase/protein kinase B signal transduction; cell migration. The coding region runs from base 220 to 3420 and encodes 1066 amino acids. Gene Ontology annotation, molecular function: 1-phosphatidylinositol-4-phosphate 3-kinase activity; 1-phosphatidylinositol-3-kinase activity. NCBI's taxonomy places the organism in Eukaryota, Metazoa, Arthropoda, Insecta, Thysanoptera, Thripidae. The record is from RefSeq and is a predicted model, not a curated record. The transcript has 19 exons.
GCACAACAGGGAGGACUGCGAAUAACCACCACCUACGAUACGAACAGUUCCUCAGUUCCUGUAGCAUUCAUGGCUGCCUGUUUGUUGACUUUUAGUUUCUAUUCGCUUCGCCAUUGUAAAUGACCCAUGUACUGUACAAUGCCUUAAAAGCAUAGAAAUUAUUUGACCCACUGGGCCUCGGUGUUCAUCAAUCCUACGAAUUAAGGUGAAGGCCUCAAAAUGAUUCCAAAUCCUCAAUCAUACCAAUAUGACUUUUGGAUCCAGAGUUCAGAAGAUGCCACUGUUGAGAUUAGUUGCCUCAUGCCUAAUGGACUUUUUAUACCAAUGGAAGUUAAUAGAAAUGCAACGCUCCAAGAAGUUAAAGAGGAUUUGUGGGAGGAAGCUAGCAAAUACCCAUUACAUGGGCUUCUUCAUGAUGCCUCAAUUUAUGUGUUCAUGUGCAUCAAUUCUAUGGCUGAGCCUGAAGAACUUCAUGAUGAGAAUCGUCGUCUUUGUGAUGUUAAACCAUUUUGUUGCAUAUUGAAAGUAUCCCAACGUGUUGGUGAUACAGCAGACAAUGCAAUAAAUACUGAGAUUGGAAGACUAAUUGGGAAAGGUCUUCAUGAAUUCCAAGCAUUAAAAAAUUCUGAGAUAAAUGAUUUUAGAUGGAAAAUGAAAAAUUUAGGGGAUGAAGUUGCCCGAACUCGAGUCAAUAAAUCAUGGCUGGAGAGACUUUAUUAUCAAUUUCCCCCUCGACUAGCCGAUCCUACUAAAGAUAUACCUCACAAUGUUGCGUGUAAGCUUCGAGAUGGAACUUUUGUAUUGACGACUAAAUUUGAGAACACUGAUGCCUCAUUUACCUUCAUUGUUACUUAUAAUACCAAGCCACAACAGUUAAUUACCCAGAUAUUAAAUAAGAAAUCCCAGAACUUAGCCUUCAGUGGUGAACAGGCACAAAACUUUGUUUUAAAAGUUUGUGGGCAAGAUGAAUACCUUGUGGGUGAUGUGCCUCUCAUUCAGUUUCUAUAUAUUCAAGAAAUGAUAGCCAAAGACUGUUGUCCACUUGUUGUCACUGUUUCAAUAGAUAGUAUUCCAGUUGAUAGAGAAAAUUCCAAUGAUGUAGGCAGUAAAGAAAUGCAAAGAACAAGGCAACCAUCAUCAACCAAUACACAACGUAAGAAAGGGAAGCACAUCUCUUCAUGGAGUAUUAAACAACCAUUUGAGUUUCAAGUGAAAGAGAUAUCUCGCCUUAACUGCAAUGUAAAUCGACCCGUUGAGGUUGUGGUGAAGGCUGGCCUCUUUCAUGGAGGAAAGUCCUUGUGUCAGCCAAAGCAAACAACAGAAAAGGCUGUUGAAUCAAAUUGUGUUGCAAAAUUUGAAGAAGUUUUAAAGUUUGAUAUCAAUGUGUCAAAUAUUCCAAGAAUGGCAAGACUCUGUCUAAUGGUUUAUGAAAUAUCUAAAAGUUCUAAAGGUGUCAAGUCAAGAAGAUUAAAAGACUCCAAACAGGAAUUAUACAUUGUCCCUCUUGCAUGGGUUAACACUACAGUUUUUGAUUUCAAAAAUCAAAUGAACACGGCUACGACUCUUUACAUGUGGACGUAUGCUGAGGACAUUCAAACAGAUGAUUUACUACACCCUUUAGGCACUGUUGUGUCCAAUCCUUUAGGUAGUGAUGCAACUCAACUGACCCUAGCAUUCAAAAAGUAUCAUCCAGAUCACACGGUUGUGUACCCAUCCCUUGAGAAAGUUCUAGAAUUUUCAGAAACUAAGGGUGAACUAAAACUUGCUUUGGAUAUGUCAGAACCUUCAAGUCAAAGUCAACAAUAUCUUGAUACUUUGAGGUCAAAUGUGGAAACAGAUCCUACCUUUGAAAUGCACGAGCAAGAGAGAAAGAGAGUUUGGGAGCUUCGCUAUGACUGUAUGAAACUGAUGCCUCAUCAGCUCCCUAUGCUUUUAACAUGUGUGGAGUGGAAUGAUCAGAUCGAGACUGCUGAAGCCAUAACACUACUACAGCAUUGGCCUACAUUACCUGUUGAAAAAGCACUAGAACUUUUAGAUUACGCAUAUGCUGAUCAAUCAGUCAGAACUUUUGCUGUGAAGUGUUUGCGAGAUGUCAGUGAUGAAGAUUUAUCACUCUACCUUCUACAACUCGUGCAAGCUCUUAAACAUGAGUCUUAUUUAUCCUGUGAUCUAGUUGAGUUUUUAUUACGCCGGGCACUAAGUAAUCAAAAGAUUGGUCAUUAUUUAUUUUGGCACCUAAGGUCUGAAAUGCAAGUUGCGUCAGUAUCAGUGCGUUUUGGCCUUAUUCUUGAAGCUUACUGCCGUGGUAGUCAAGAACAUAUGCGCUUACUCUUCAGGCAAUUAGAAUGCCUUGAUAAACUCAAACUAACUAGCGACGAGAUGGUAAGAAGCAAAAAAGACAAAGACAAAGCCAAGCAGUUCCUUCAAGAGCGUCUUCAGGAACCCCACUGUCAAGAUGCUCUUUCUAAACUUGCAAGUCCUCUUGAUCCUAGGUAUCGCUGUAAGAAAGUUCGUGUUGAAAAAUGUAAAGUAAUGGACAGUAAAAUGAGACCUCUUUGGAUUGUAUUUGAAAAUGUAGACCCCUAUGGUGAAGAUGUCUAUGUUAUCUUCAAAAAUGGGGAUGAUCUGCGACAAGAUAUGUUAACUUUGCAAAUGAUCCGCAUCAUGGACAAGUUGUGGAAAAAUGAAGGUCUUGAUUUAAGGAUGAAUGCAUAUGGUUGCAUUUCUACAGACAAUAGAGUUGGACUCAUUGAGGUUGUUUUAAAUGCAGAAACCAUUGCAAACAUUCAGAAAGAUAAGGGCAUGCUGUCUGCCACCUCUGCUUUUCAAAAAGGCUCUCUUCUUGCUUGGUUGAAAGACCACAACCCUUCAGAGACAAAACUAAAUAAAGCCAUUGAAGAGUUUACUUUGUCUUGUGCUGGUUACUGUGUAGCCACAUAUGUCCUUGGUGUGGCUGAUAGGCACUCAGACAACAUUAUGGUGAAAAAGACAGGACAACUAUUCCAUAUAGAUUUUGGGCAUAUCUUGGGUCAUUUCAAAGCAAAGUUUGGUAUUAAAAGAGAACGUGCUCCCUUUGUUCUCGUUCAUGACUUUGUUCAUGUCAUCAAUAAAGGACAAACCAAAAAGGGACAAGCUCUUGAGUUUCAAAUGUUUCAAAGCCAUUGUGAAAAGGCGUUUUUAAUAUUAAGAAAACAUGGAGGACUUAUUUUAUCACUCUUUGCCAUGAUGAUCUCUACAGGACUGCCAGAGCUAAGCUCUGAAAAAGACCUUAACUAUAUCAGAGAUACUCUGGUUUUAAACAAGACCGAGCAAGAGGCCAUUGCUCAUUUUCGUGCAAAAUUUGAUGAGGCUCUAGCUCUUGCCUGGAGAACCUCGUUGGACUGGGCAGCUCACAAUGUUGCAAAGAACAAUAAACAAUAGGUGAGCAACUCCUUAGGUUCUAAAUUUCCCUGUUGUAAGGAAAGAUAAAAGGAUGGGUUGGUUGGUUUUGACUGACUCAAGAGGUGUAGGAGUUAAGGAAAAGUGGGAAAAAUGAAGAUUCAAAAUUCUUUGGUCAUCCCAUGAGCAACCUCCUUAGAUCCAGGAUGUUUUCGAAAGCAAGGCUCGUCUGCUGUCUUCAUUCUUUGAUUUGUAAUUAUAAUUCUCAAAAAAUAACUACAAUAAAUGUAAAUUUGUCUCUGUUUACGACCUCAAUUUCUGUACAUAUACAGGGUAACAUAGUUAUAGCUUCUCAAAAGAAUAAUGAACGCUACACUAGUCAUUCAAUCAUGAACAUAACUCUAGAUAGAUUAUCGUAUAGUGAACUCUUGUUAUACUUUAGAAUCCAGUAAAAAACUACAUGUCUUGUGGUAUUGCAGCCAUAUUUAUAUUGAUGUUUCACUAUGUAUUUUCAAGUUGUGUUGCAUUAAAAAUUCUGACGCUACUGACUGACAGUUAACAGGCGUAAAGCAGACAGUCUGUUAUAUUAUGUUGUACACUCCUCAUAAACCCGUUGGUUGUACUGAAAAUAAAUAUUAAGAUGCUGCAGCAAAUACAGUUUUGAAAUAGAUAGAAAGGGAAAUUUUUCAGUGGGCCAAACCCUCUGCUCAAUUUUUAACUUUCUUUUGUUGAGUUUAUUCUUCUUUAGUGUAGUGGUUAAUUCUUUCAUGAAUAAUGGGUCAUUUUCUUUGCUAUUUGUGUAAUGCUUAACCUUUAUUUGUUCUAACAAAAAAAACACUCAUUUUUUGAAACAUUUUGGUUUAAAUCAAGGACAUAGUCCUGGGUUGUUAUAAAAAUCAGAUAAAGGUUUGUUCUACACACUGUGGCUCUCUGGAGGAAAACUCUUGUAUCUUUUAAGCCAAGCAACUAAGCUAAGCAAUAAUAUUGGAAGCUUGGAAUCUGCAAUAAAUGUUAAAAGGCUUUCUUGUUCCUCCAAACGUGCCUAGCCUAGUUCAAACAAAUACUUAUUUUUCUAAAAUUUAUGAUAAUAACUAAUGCCAAUUAGUCUUCCUUUACUGCUACCAAAUUUAAAUCUACUUCUACUGUGAAAUGCUUGCAAAUGUGCUGAUGUAUUAAGUUAGUUAAAGGAUCGGAGGCAGUUUGAUUUUUUGCCGAAAUUUUCCUACAGAUGUGUUACUUUUUCAAAUUUAUGACGUAAGUGAUAUCAGCUGCAUGUAUUGGAUUUGAGUUCAAAUGUUAUCCAAAUAUGUUGGAUUUUCAUCUAUUUUAUUUAUAUUGACUUAAGUUAUGAGAGCACAGUGCUAUUGUAUGUUUCUUUUUAUCACCCAGUAUUCUGUUGGUUUGAAAUAGUAUUGUUAUGUAAUACACACCAAAUUGUUUAUCUUAAAAAGUACAGGGUGUCGAGGCUUAUGCACUCUACUUUUUAUUUAAAGUUAUACUCUACCAUAUGACGAGGUGCGGGCGGGUUUUCCCUGCAAAGUACAGAUUUCUGUGUGUGGUACAUUUAACAAAACAACAAAAGAAAGAAAGGAAUAUAGAAAGAAAGGGAAAGAAAAGGGCAUUUGUUUUGCUUGGUUUUCUCUCAUUCUUUGAUGGUCAUCACAGCACUAAAUUUAAUUUAACGUAGAGUUGCUGUGUUGGUUUAUUUGGAUUACUGAUCGAAUCCUUAUUCUAAAUUUGUGCUUUUUAUCCGGUUAAAUAGAAUUCAAGCCAUUAAAAUGAUAUAAUUUAUAUUUUUAAACAGCAAUUGCUUGUUAUGCCACAAAAAAUGUAAUUUCAUUACACAGAGUACAUCCUGUGCUGUUGGGUUCUAUAAAGUGAUGGCCACUCCUGAGGGUCGCUGGUUCUAUACCAUGGCUUGAAGGCAAUUAAUUUUGUCAGCUAUUCGUAUUUUUCUGUACCUCAUUUGGUUUUGCUUUGUGUGUUUUUUUGUGUGUAUGAGGGAGUGUAUGUGGCUGUAGUCUCCUGUAUUCAGUAUGAGACAAGUUAAAGCGGUCCCGGCUCUGUCAGCUGUUAAGAGCAGGGCUGUGUCUUUAGCUCCAGCUUGAUUCAGCUUUGGAUGAAUGAAACCAAACGCACCUCCUUUUUUUUUUCAUUUCUACUAAAAUUGAUAUCGAGUUCAUUCUCAGUUGUGUGUACCAGAUUGUAGAACUGGUAUUUUUAACUGAGAAUGGAGAAAUGUGAUGAUUUGUAUACUUUUGUUUAAUAUUAUUACUGUAAGAGAUAUGUGUAACAUGUGCCAUGCAAUCGAUAUGACAGCCAUGAAGAAAUUCCAAAUUAUUUAUGAUUGCUUUCAGAGCAUUUUUGUGCCUACAUCAGAUUUUAUGACCUUGCCUGCUGCUGUGUUGUCAUUGUUCUAAUUAUUUGCAAAUACUGUCUAUCUACACGUCGUAUUGCUUUAUUUUUCAACCCACUCUGUAUGCUAAAAGCUUCAAAAUUUUUUAUCAGAUUCAAUUUAUAGAUGUAAGCUAUUGUUAAGGAUUUUUUUAUAUUUUUGUAUUUUAUGUGUACUGACUCAAAUCAUGUUAGGAUCCUAUUGAAAUUUAUGAAUUUUCACCAAUGUUGUUGAAUUCUGUCUUUUUUUGUUUGUUGUUUGUUUGUUUGUUUUGUUAUCUAUUCACACAAUUCACCAAUAUGAUUGUGUAAUAGUGUACUCUUCUGUAGACAACAUGGCAUGUCAGAUUUUUGUAUGAAAUCUGUUUCUUGAGUGAUGCCUAUCUCUCAUAUACGAUAACCCCUACUGACACCUUAACCAAGUACGUAUAAGCCUCUCAAGCCUAAUAAUCAUGUUCCAUGACUUUUCUUGCUUCUUUUCUAGAAACCUCAACAGCAUGGUACAAUACAAGAUCUUUCUAGAAAUUUUGUUAAAGAUUAAACUCAUAACUUUAUCUGAUUUUUUUGGUGCUUUGUUGGAUAUAAUUUGUUGUUGGGUAAACCAUAAAUAUGAGUAUAACUAAUUACAACUGUAUGUUUGACUUACAAUAUAUUUUAUUUAAUUUUGUAAGGGUGUAGAUUGUAGAUCCUGAGUAAGUUACAAAUUUUUGUCUUGGUGCGAUAAUUGAUCUCAUUCAAAGCUGUUCAUGAAUUGAACUGCAUAAACUUCCCAUUGAUGUGAGAGUUAAAAAAUAGCAUUUAAAGAAUUUGUCAUAUUACCCAUACUGGUCCAAAAUGACCUGAUAAGAGUAGUUAAAUAAUACUACAACAAUCUUGCUCUUGAUUUAUUUUUGCAGUGGGCCUAGUACAAUUUGGUCUAAAAUGUUAAUGAGAAAAUAAAUGAAACUGAUGACGAUAAAA